Molecule: messenger RNA, 3227 nt
Organism: Colletes gigas
Lineage: Eukaryota; Metazoa; Arthropoda; Insecta; Hymenoptera; Colletidae
Product: PTB domain-containing engulfment adapter protein 1-like
Exons: 9
Coding region: 441-1817 (458 amino acids)
Source: RefSeq, a predicted model, not a curated record
GUGAUUUUUUUGUCUCACCUCGGAGUUGAAAUGCGACGCUGGUUUUAUCUUUAAGGUAUACGCCGUGUCACGGAAAGGCAUAGAAACGGGCUUUGGUCCGACCUCUUUGUGGCUACGUGGGUGGAAUAGGAAGUCGUGCAUUAAAUCCGAACCUCCACCUUUCAGCGCUUAAACGUUUCUCAAAUGGAAUGUACAGGAGAUACCGGCUUGCACCAGCACGCUCCGCGCACAAAAGCCAGAUCGUGAUUGCGCUCAUUUUUCAGUUAACACUCGUGGAAUUCUCGGCUUCUUUCUUGCCUGGCCUGCUUCUGCAAGCGCCCGUUUCGACACGAACCGUUUGAUCGAAAGCGCGCCGCGCAGAACGUAAUCGACUAUUCGACCGAAAUACAGACCUCCAGCAGCCGUUGUGUCGGUGAACAAGACAAUCUCAGACCGACAAUAUGAGGAAUUCAACGCUGCUAAAGUGGACGCAGAACUCCGCGAACAGUAAAAAUCAGACGAACAAGAAUGGAACGAGUAGGAAUUGGAUACACCCACCGGAUGCGCUCCAGAAAGGCCACAUCGCCUACUUAGUCAAGUACUUGGGCAGCACGGAAGUGGAUCAGCCAAAGGGCAUCGAGGUGGUGAAGGAGGCGAUUUGCAAGCUAAAAUUCAAUCAACAAUUACGGAAGAGCGAAGGGACCAAAACUCCAAAAGUAGAGCUGACCAUAAGCAUCGAUGGAGUUGCUAUUCAAGAGCCGAAAACAAAGACAUCGCCAAAGCGGAUUAUGCACCAGUACCCGUUACACAGAAUAUCGUACUGCGCCGACGACAAAGGCGAGAAGAAGUUCUUCAGCUUCAUCGCGAAAGAGGAAGAUGCAGAGAGGCACACGUGCUUCGUGUUCGUUAGCGAUAAACUGGCCGAGGAGAUUACGCUGACCAUCGGCCAAGCUUUCGAUUUGGCGUACAGGCGGUUCUUGGAGACAUCUGGGAAAGAUUUAGAGGCGCAGAGGCGAUGUAUGGUUCUGCAACAGAAAAUAAAGCGACUGGAACACGAAAACAACGUGUAUCGUCAGCGGCUACAGGACAUGGCUGCUAUCAAAGGAUCGGCUGAUGUAUCGGCUUACUUGUCCCAACACAAUCUUCCGGAUAUCCUACACGUGCCUGGUGCAUCGAAUGAAACUACACAAGUAAACGGGACUAGUAACAAGCCUUCUGUUGGCACGAACAACGACAGCAAUGGAAACACACCCAAUGGAUCACAACAACCACCGCCAGUUCCUCCAAGAAGUUUCGAGAAGACAUUCGAUGAUAACUUUAUGGCAAGCGAGCCUGCCCCGAAGCCGUCGGUUGGUACCAAAUUGGAGGGACUUCUGAUGGACGAAUUCGAGGAAGAUUUUAAUCCGAGGGCGUUCGAGAGCGCAGUGAAUGGCAUCGCGAAUCAUCAAACGAAUCACAGUUCUCUUCUGAAUGGUCAAAUAUCCUCGAACUCGAACUUCUUCUCACAAAGCAACGGCACAAGUCCUCCUCCAUUGUUGGCUCCACCGCCAAAGGCGAAGGACUCCAGACGUCAGAAUGGUGUGAAGGAGGAUUUAUUCGGCAGCAUUCCUUUCAAUCCCACGCCAUCAGUGAACAACAAAAACGAGUUUAACGAUCCGUUCGAGAUGGGUGAAUUUGGGGCCACAACGACAAUCUCUAAUCCCAGCCAGCAGGAGCUUGAAAACGCUAUUGGUCUCUUAGAUAAAAAGCUGCUUGAAAUGAAGGACGGUUUCAGCAGAGGUCUUUCAAUCGACACGGAUGACUUUUCAUUGGAGAGCUUGGAUCCCCUGCGGAAUUGAAACAUUUUCUUUGAAACGGAUAGGAAAGGAAACAACUAAUUGUCCAUUAUAGUUAUGUUCUCUAGAGAACAUAAGAGUCCAGGAAACGAAUAGGCAAAUUAGGAACUACAUUUAUACAAAGCCAAAAUUAGUCAAUUAUUAUUAUUAUUAUUAUGCUAAUCUUAUAUUUAUCGUGAUGUCUGAUAUUUGUCACACGCCUACUAAAUAUCAAUAGUAGCUUAAGCCUCGAAUGCCGAAUGGUGCAGAGAUUAUUCAUUAACGAAAAGCACGGGAAAACGAAUGGUAUUGAUACUUGUAUAGUUCUUUUAUCAAUACUGUUUGUUUGUUGUUGUUGUUUUUUUUAAAAAGGAAAAUUCAGUUAUUUAAACGGGGAUAUGAACAGAAGGAAGAAUUUGUUCUCGAUGAUCAGGAGUAACUACAAUCUCGUUCGUGGAAGUCUUCGUAUUCUUCAUUUUAACUACUAGAUUUAUGAAAGAAGGAACCUAUAGUUGCUGUCCUAUUUAUCAGCGCUUAGAAAUCUUAUGGUAUAGGUGUUGAGAACAAGCAGGCACACCGAAACUAUUAUCAAUUGCAGUGAACUACGCAAGAUUCAUCAUACCGGCGUAUAUAUACAUAACUUUCCUAAGAAUAUGGAAAUUAUUAUUAUUCCAAGCAAUCAUUUUAAUCGUAAUAAAGCGGCUAUCGCAUAUUUUUUUAACGAAAAGUGUCUGAAGGCGAUAUUGACAAUAAUUUGUCUCUAUUACCGUGAGGUUCAAUUAAGAGAAAUUAAUAAUAUAUUUUUAUGCGGAAUGUAAUCUAGCUUUAAGGUCGUUACGUCUGUGCAUUUUUCUGCGUCACGAAUUAAUAGAAGAAAAAGGAAUUUGGAGCAUCGACUAAAGUAGGGAUAGAUACUGUUACUACUAAUGGAUGAAUUGAAUACACUUAAUUAAUUUUGAACGUAAAUUUAUAUUUUUAAAUUACAUUCGGUCGUCUACUUUUCUCUGAUCGCUGUUCCACUUUCUACGGUAAUACAAGAAAAAUGUAAACUUACGUCGAUGUUACGUAAAAUUUUAGCCGCAGGUUUUUACAAGCAUUUAUGCGCGCAAGGGUUAAUACAAUCUUUAGGAUCGUGCAAGCUUAUGUUUGAUGUAAUAAGAGGAAGAUUAUUAAUUGUGUACAUAUGAAAUGCUGUUUUAUUAUUGUUGCUCUAUUGUUUAAGCAUUACCGUUAAGAAUAUAAUGCGUGAAUAUUGUAACCAAGAAAUACGUUUUAUUUCACACCAUAUACCACAUACAGGUGACCCUUACAGAAUAUCUAAAGAAGGGCUCGAGACGUAAAUUACUAUUUACAAGUGUCUUUAAAGAAAUUUUACUUCAUUUAGUAAAUGUUAUAUGCAUUUUUAUCCUGGAAACAUUCUUGCAAUGUAGAACA